AUGGCAGAUCGGGAUCAUUCAAUGUCUGGUACCGGCACCAGACAUCUCGAUGCUUUCGGAGACCGAGAAGUGGUUUAUUGCCACCAGUGUGAUAAUGAGUGGCAUCGGGACGAACAUGGCUUAACAUGUCCGCGAUGUCAUGGCGAGAUUACGGAGAUUGUAAGCGCAGAUAGCGAUCCUCGUCCAUUUCACGAUGAGCCUCCUCCGCGAGCUCCUGCCGAUUUUCGGUCCCUGCAUGAUCAUGACCCAUGGGCGGAUGCAGAUAUAUCUGACCCCGAAGAGGCGGAUAUCGAAGAGCACAUUACACACGGUCCUGGAGGCUCUAUGAUGUUCUCAAGAACAAUCAGAUCGUCACCAAACAUACGUAGUCCACGAAGAAGAGAUCCGAUAUCCCAAGAUGAUCCAGAUCAUGUCUUGAGAGAUUUCCAAAAUAUGGUCGGUAAUAUGGUUGGUCCGGGAUUUCGAGCUGGCCAACCUGGACGAUCUGGACCCGAUACUUUAUUCGAACAAGGGGGACCAUUUGCAAGGAAUGCGUUUCUGUUUGGUGGUAAUGGUGGCAAUGGACCUAGACUUAUGGGUGGGCGACUCACAUUUACAACUGGGGGUAAUCUCCGGCCAAGGGACCCAAAUGGACCUCAGCUGGCUGGACCUCAAGUUGAUGAUCUAGCUACGUACGCCUCCCCCCUCAGAACUUCCCCUAAUGGCCGUUCCUUGUAUCUUGUUAGUAUCAGAGCUCCUCCUGACCAUCUUGCCAGAAUCAUUGGAGGUCUUUUUGCACCUAUGGGUGGACCUGGCGGUCCCAACGAAAGAGGGCCUGCUGGUAUGCCGCCUGGGCUAGCAAAUUUAUUCCAAGCUAUGCUGAACCCGGCCAAUGCACGAUCGGGUGAUGCUGUCUAUACUCAAGAAGCUCUGGAUUCCAUCAUCUCCCAAUUGAUGGAGCAGCAUCCGACAUCGAACGCCCCUGGCCCAGCAUCACCAGAUGCCAUUGCAUCACUUCCCAAAAAGAAGAUCGAUGAGAAGAUGCUAGGCCCGGAAGGCAAAGCAGAGUGCAGUGUUUGCAUGGACGAUGUCCACAUUGGUGAUGACGUAGUGGCUUUACCUUGUUCUCAUUGGUUUCAUGAAGUUUGUGCCAGCGCAUGGUUGAGUGAGCACAACACUUGCCCAAUUUGCAGGAAAGGUAUCGAUGCCGAAACUACACCGCCAUCGAACAGCCGGCGAGCGAGCCAAACUGGCAGCCCUUCAGGUCGAAGUCCACGGCCUUCUAGAUUUGGACUUGGUAGCGAGUAUUCGACCACCACCAGGAAUGAGACUAGGUUAGACUCCAUCCGCAAUGCUCGGUAUUCGCCCACUGAAGAAGCCACAAGUCCAAGGAGAUGGCAGGUUGUGGGAGACGGUUCACCACAUGCCACCAAUUCUCCUCCAAACGAAGAUUUUGCAGCACCUAUGCCUGGAUCGUUCUACCGCAGACCGUCAGACAUGAGUGAUAACCAGAGAGACAGUAGGAGAGGCAACACCAGCGGCAGUGACCGAUCAUCUCGGGAUUCACGAAGGAGCUCUCACUCAGGAGGCAGUGGCGGACCUGUUUCGUGGCUUCGCGAUCGUUUUGGUUCAAACAGACGGAGCGACUAG
Molecule: messenger RNA, 1629 nt
Organism: Mollisia scopiformis
Lineage: Eukaryota; Fungi; Ascomycota; Leotiomycetes; Helotiales; Mollisiaceae
Exons: 2
Coding region: 1-1629 (542 amino acids)
Source: RefSeq, a predicted model, not a curated record